Molecule: messenger RNA, 1364 nt
Organism: Gadus chalcogrammus (walleye pollock)
Lineage: Eukaryota; Metazoa; Chordata; Actinopteri; Gadiformes; Gadidae
Exons: 3
Coding region: 25-678 (217 amino acids)
Source: RefSeq, a predicted model, not a curated record
ACGAGUGCCUUGGACAGCCCGUUCAUGGCCAACAAGGACAGCCUCGCCCGCUACUCCUGCGCCCACCCCGCUUUUGCUGAGCACCUCGAGUUCCGCCGGGCGCAGGAGGAGGCCCGGGCUCGCGCCACUCUGCCCGGGCGGGGGGGCGAGGUGCUUGUUGGCUUCGGGCAGUUCAAGGAGGACACCCUGAAGGACCUGUACGACUCCAAGGAGAAGGAGCGUCAGAACUACGUCAAGUGGCUACGGCGGAAGACCCCGCAGCCUGGGAGCUCCAUGGACGUCGCCAUAAAGUACAUUCUGGGCCGAGACAAGGAGCGGUCGGCGGAGGCGGCUGCUACACCCCCUCCGCCCGCCAGCAUCAGCACCAGCAGCGGCCCCAGCACCACCACCAGCCAGGCCGCUGCUUCCACCGUGCUGCCGCCCCGCAAGCCGACCACUCCCAAUUUCUCGGCCCUUGUGCGGGGGCGUCCGAUGGGCCCCAGGGAGCUGCAGGCCCAGAUCAGGAAACUGAUUAACCCACCAGCACGGCCUGCAGCUCCAGCGGUGUCUUCCGUCAGAGACCAGCGCCCCUCGGUUCCGCCGCCCCCCACCACAGAGGUGACGGACGAGGAGCUGGUCCGGAUGGUCACUGACGUAGAAAUGGGUAACUGGCACCACACCGGACGUGUCGCACUGUAACAUUGGCCUUGGAUAUCUAUUCGUGAGUCAGUAUGUUUGCAUUAACUGUAACUUUUUCAUUUGCUGGUCGCUAAAGCUGAUGCCUGAAGGAUAAAGGUAGGUUUAUCAGGUGAUGUAGCCGUCUUUGUAGGUGGUAGACGCGCCGUCCUCACUCACGUGGUGGUAAUGUGGAUUUGAUUAAACUCCCAGUCUAGCAAACCUCGCCUUGUAACUAACAGUCGCCUUGUAGCACACCUCUUAACGGUCGCCUUGUAGCACUAAACCAUUUUAUCUAAUCAACGGCAUGCUGCACGUCAUGAAUGCUCAGACUCACUUUGGCCCUUUCCCAAUCCUUUGCUCUAAAGAAAAUCUCAGCCCUAGCCCUCGCUGUUGCGCGUGCACGCACCGUGGAGCAAUGUCCCAAUACCACUUUAAGGUAGCUUUAAGGGGUAAGGGGGAGGGCUAACAUCCCCUCAAAAUUGAGAUUUUCGAUGGGCACCCUCAAAGCGAUUCAGUUCUGACUUGCUCCCACAAUACCUUGCGAGAAAACGGAAAAUCCAGAAAUAUCCUAGACAAGAUGGAGGACGAAAAGAUGCGACAGGAUUGGAAAAACACAAAUGUAAGUAUUUUCUCUGUAAUUAACUAGUAAUUAUUUUAUUAAUUAUACUCUGCAGCCCGGCUGCGGGCUUCGAAGCCCGGCCAAGGAC